Molecule: messenger RNA, 411 nt
Organism: Rhodotorula toruloides NP11
Lineage: Eukaryota; Fungi; Basidiomycota; Microbotryomycetes; Sporidiobolales; Sporidiobolaceae
Product: histone H3
Exons: 5
Coding region: 1-411 (136 amino acids)
Cellular component (GO): nucleosome
Molecular function (GO): DNA binding; structural constituent of chromatin; protein heterodimerization activity
Source: RefSeq, a predicted model, not a curated record
AUGGCCCGCACCAAGCAAACCGCCCGCAAGUCCACUGGUGGCAAGGCCCCUCGCAAGCAGCUCGCUGCUAAGGCCGCCCGCAAGUCUGCCCCGGCCGCCGGUGGUGUUAAGAAGCCUCACCGUUACCGCCCCGGAACCGUCGCUCUCCGUGAGAUUCGUCGCUACCAGAAGUCGACUGAGCUCCUCAUCCGCAAGCUCCCCUUCCAGCGUCUCGUUCGUGAGAUCGCCCAGGACUUCAAGACCGACCUCCGCUUCCAGUCGUCGGCCGUCAUGGCUCUCCAGGAGGCUGCCGAGGCCUACCUCGUCUCGCUCUUCGAAGACACCAACCUUGCCGCUAUCCAUGCCAAGCGUGUUACCAUCCAGCCCAAGGACAUCCAGCUUGCCCGCCGUCUCCGUGGCGAGCGCCAGUAA